Vigna unguiculata (cowpea) is the source of this 2146-nucleotide messenger RNA. RefSeq lists its product as uncharacterized. The record is from RefSeq and is a predicted model, not a curated record. Gene Ontology annotation, biological process: protein phosphorylation. Gene Ontology annotation, molecular function: ATP binding; protein kinase activity. NCBI's taxonomy places the organism in Eukaryota, Viridiplantae, Streptophyta, Magnoliopsida, Fabales, Fabaceae.
ACGAAGUAACAAAUUGCAGCACUGAAAACCUAUGUGUCUGUCUAAACUUUGAAGCAACAUAUUGAACUGAAAGUUGUGAAGAACUCAAACAAGAGUGCACGUAGAUGAUGUCUGAAGAAUCACUGAGUAUUGUGGUGAUCCACUAUGCAUCAAGAGACUUCAACACAAGUGCCAUAAAAGUGGUGAUGCAGGGAUUUUCACUUGGUCGUGGAGACAAGCUUACACUUCUUGUAAUUCUUCGCCAAGCUUAUAGUCCAACUAGGCUUCCCUUCAUUGCACAUGCAAAAUUGCGUGGAUUAUUUGAGACUGAUCACAAAAUUGUUGAGGAAGAAGUUGCUAAGAAGAAAGAAGAGCUUCUUAAUAAUGCAAGCAUAAGGGAAAUUUCUGAGCAGUGUGAAGCAGACAGGAUCCAAUUCCGGAUAGAAGUUCUGCAGGGUAAAUUACCAGAGGUUGCUGUAAAUGCUGCUAUCCGUUUGGAGGCAACAUCAGUGAUACUUGAUAGACAGAUGAAGAAAUAUAAGAAGGAAUUCAAGCAGAGUCUCUUUUGUUCUUUGCUAAUAAUGAAACGUGACAACUCUGUGCAACACCUGAGAGGGCCAAGGGAAACACAUCUGUGUGAUAGAAGCAAUGGAAAUGCAAGAUGUGUUACAUCAGGUCCUAAUUCUAAAUCUCCCUCAAGAAUACGGCAACUAACAAAUUCCUGCUCCAAUACCAGUUCUUCAUUUCCUACACUUGCAAAGGGUGGUUGCCCCCAACCCCAACUUUUUUAUUCUCAAAUAAAACAAAUCCCUGAAAAUAGAGAACAAGACAUGGCAAGAGGGUAUUGCCUACUACCCAUUACUGAUACUCAAAAGACUAAUCAUACUGAAGAGUAUCACCCAGCAACACCAGCAGAACAUAGCGACAACCAUGAAGCAUAUCAAUUAGUUGAGCAGUUCAAAAACUCUGUUUGCUCAGUAUGCAAGAACAGAAGACCAAAAUUUGAAGUGAUGAAAGAAUUCACAUACGCGGAGCUGCAUGAAGCUACACGAGGUUUUUCACCAAAAAACUAUUUGUCAGAAGGUGGAUUUGGUUCUGUCUUCAAAGGAAUGCUGCAUGGAGGACUAAGGAUAGCUGUUAAGCAACAUAAGUGUGCAAGCCUCCAAGGAGAGAAGGAGUUCAAAUCUGAGGUCAAUGCACUCAGCAGAGCUAUACAUGAGAAUGUGGUCAUGCUGCGUGGAUCUUGUUCAGAAGGAAAUAACAGGCUUCUUGUGUAUGAAUUCAUUUGCAAUGGCUCUCUUGACCAACAUUUAUCACAACACUCACGUAGGCCUCUUACUUGGGAAGAAAGGAUCAAAGUAGCAAUUGGAGCUGCAAAAGGCUUAUUGUACUUGCAUCAGAACAAUAUAAUACACCGAGAUAUGAGGCCUAGCAACAUCCUUGUUACACAUGAUUAUGAAGCAAUGCUUGGAGAUUUUGGUCUGGCUAGAACUGAACAAAUGGACUCCUUAUACUCCACAGAUAUUGUUGGAACUAUAGGGUAUUUGGCACCAGAAUAUGCAGAAUCAGGAAAAAUGUCAACCAAGACAGAUGUAUAUGCUUUCGGUGUGGUUCUUCUUCAGCUAAUAACUGGAAUGAGGACUGCAGACAAACGUCUUGGCGAAAAAAGUCUUGUGGGAUGGGCAAGGCCACUACUUAAAGAAAGGAACUAUCCAGAUCUAAUUGAUGAACGGAUGUUGGAUAAUCAUGAUUGCCAUCAGCUUUUCUGGAUGAUUCGUCUAGCAGAAAAAUGCCUCAGCAGGGAUUCUCAGAGGCGAUUAUCAAUGGACACAGUGGUGAAUGCCUUAACUCAUAUACGGGAAGGAAACACAUGCAGUGUUGUACUAAGAGACUGCUCUCCAGCACAGUCAGAUUCAUCCUAUGAUAUGUCAGAUUUGCUUAUCUCAGAUACCUCUCAGGAGAUGGAAGGUGAAGAUGCUAGCAACUAUGCAUAUGCUUCUAUGGGCUUCAGACCACCACCAUCUCCUCCACUAGGAAGCACUUCAAGUACAUCAAGCAUGUUCACAGGGCUGAGUGAAUCUCCUAUAGAUGAUUUGUCCAAUAAUGAGAAAAAGGGUAAAAGGGCAAAUGAACAAGGUGGGAUACUUUAAACCAUUAUGGUCUUGUU